Engraulis encrasicolus (European anchovy) is the source of this 4175-nucleotide messenger RNA. RefSeq lists its product as uncharacterized. Gene Ontology annotation, biological process: monocarboxylic acid transport; transmembrane transport. NCBI's taxonomy places the organism in Eukaryota, Metazoa, Chordata, Actinopteri, Clupeiformes, Engraulidae. The record is from RefSeq and is a predicted model, not a curated record. Gene Ontology annotation, molecular function: monocarboxylic acid transmembrane transporter activity. The coding region runs from base 466 to 1944 and encodes 492 amino acids. Gene Ontology annotation, cellular component: plasma membrane. The transcript is spliced from 7 exons.
GUGUGUGCGUGCGUGCGUGUGUGUGUAUGUGUCUAAGCUUGUAUUUCUGUGUGUGUGUAUGCAUUCUAUGCAGUGCAGUGCGGUGCAGUGCGGUGCAGCGUGGUAAGGAUGACAUGGCAGACUGGUGGCUUUUUAGAGGUCAUCUGUUGGGAACCGGAUCACUUGUGGUGGCCAGGGAGAAAGGUCACCCUGUGGGAUCAGGUUUAACAGAGAGAGAGAGAGAGCAGCACAGGAACGCCUGAGUGGACAGCUGCUGCUGAUGCACUUCACUCCCAGAACCUCACUACCUGCGCCUUCGGACAGGAGAUGCCCCUGCCUGGUUCUGGGCUUCUGGAGUGUUGACUGGGCUGGGCUGGACUGGACCGUACCGUACCACAGCAGACAGACUGGACCAUUCCGGACUAGAUGGGACUCACUCACGCACCCCUGAGAAGUUGAACAGGUUGGCUCUCCGGCUCAACCAUUAUGGUGUGGUUCUCCAGCUGCCAGCAGCCCUCCCUCAAGCCUAAGAUGGAGCCUCGUGUGCGGGCUAGCGUCGUGAGGAGGGCCCCUGCCCCAGAUGGAGGUUACGGCUGGUUCGUGGUCCUCUCCACGUUCCUGGUGUGCGGCCUGUCAUUUGGCGUCAUCAAGUCCUUUGGCGUCUUCUUCGUGGAGAUCCAUCACUACUUCACUACCACGGCAACGGCAACCUCCUGGAUCACCUCCAUCACCGUGGCAACCAUUCACAUUGGAUCUCCGUUCGGGGCGGUGUUGAGUGAGUGCUGGAGCCACAGGGGGGUGGUGAUGCUGGGGGGGCUGCUCAGCAGUGUGGGGAUGGUGGCCGGGGCCUACGCAGACAACCUCAUCCACCUCUACAUCACCGUAGGCUUCCUCACAGGUCUGGGCUACGCCAUCACCUGGACCCCGGCGGUGACCAUGCUGGGCUGGUACUUCGACCGCCGGCGCCCCCUGGCGAACGCCCUGGCCAGCACGGGCGAGUGCGUCCUCACCUUCAUCCUAACGCCACUCUUCCAGCUGCUGGUAGACCACUUCACCUGGCGGGGGGCCAUGCUCAUCCUGGGGGGGCUGCAGCUCAACCUGUGUGUGUGCGGGGCCCUACUGAGGCCCCUGGGGAGGGGGGGUCCAGUCAGGUCAACACAACACCAGGAGGAGGAGGCGGAGGAGGAGGACCAUGAGAGAGACUGCUGUGAGGGGGACAGUGGCUAUAUCACACCACUCAAACCUCCACUUUGCCGCUACGUGGACUACACCCUGAUCACCAACGCCCACUUCAUGGUCUACUCCCUGUUCGGCGUCUUCGCGGCGUUUGGCUUCUUCGCGCCGGCGCUCUUCCUGGUGCCGUACGCGCGCAGCCGCGGCCUGGAGGAGUACGAGGCGGCCAUGUUGGUCUCGCUCUCGGCCGCGCUGGACAUGGCGGGCCGCGUCUUCUUCGGCUGGGUGGCCAACCUGCGCCUGGUGCCCAUCGUGCGCCAACUGGCCCUGUCUGUCACGCUGCUGGCCGCCACCCUGCUGCUGUGCCCGCUGGCCGACUCGUUCGGCUCGCUGGCGGCGUUCUGCGUGCUGUACGGCCUGGCGUACGGCGCCACCGUGUCCACGCACAUCACGGUGCUGGCGGAGGUGGUGGGGCCCGAGAGCCUGGGCAGCGCGCUGGGCUUCUUCAUGCUCCUGCGCAGCAGCGGAGGCCUACUGGGACCGCCCAUCGCAGGCUUCUUCAUUGACAAGAUGGGUGACUACGGCACUGGCUUCCUGAUGGCAGGCGUGGCCCUCUUAGUCUCCGCCCUCUUCCUGCUACUGCUGGACCAGAUGAGCAGGAGGGGGCGUGGCCUGAACAAGGACAGGAAGGGGAGUAACGUGCAUGACUGGGAGCAGGAAGUAGCAGAUGCUUGCAAAUUGCCAGAUGUCAUCUGUAAAGAAGACAAAAAAUCCCUGGAGGAAGACGUCUAGGGGAGACUGGGGGAAUGAUAUUGGCGUUUCUAUCCAACUUAUUACCACGCCCACCAACUCCGCCCAUUUCAACAGGAUUUUCAGCCUGCUGGUUCCUGUUAGGCUGCCCCAGGGGUGCGUUUCUCGAAAACGUAGUUGCUAACUAUGUCAGCUACUUUGUUGUUUACAAUGCAAUUUCCCAUUGACAACUAUCCAAGUUGCUAACUGGCUAACAGAUACGCUUUCGAGACGCACCCCUGAAUGUAGCACUAACAAUUGCUACCAAAAUAGCAAUGGUGCGGCCCUUAUAACUGUGGAUAAUACGGUGUAUACACACCAGAUUAGGUGACUGAAAGUCGGCAGAUAUUAUGUGUAAAGAAGAAUUUAAAAGCAACUAGAGAAUGGGCAGACCAUAUGAUUUCUGCCCAAUGUUGUACUGAAUUAUUUCGGGCAUAACAACAUCAGAGCAUCAGAAACAACCACGGCAUAACUGAGAGAAACAUUGUGAAACGUGAAUGAUAUACUGUAUGCAUUGGGAUACACAUGCUCAGUUUGUGCCUACGUGUGUAACUCAGUGACGUGAAACCAUAAGCCAUGAAGAGGAUGGACAUGCAGUAUGUCCAAUGAAAUAGGAAAUGAUAGAACCAGCACAAUCAAGAGAACUAAGAACUUUCCAAAUCGUGCAAAGAUGGACAACUAUGGAUAAGCUACGGUGCAUUUGCACAUGCUCACACUCACUUUGUCUUCACCUGCCUUGACCUGUGUCAGACAGUUCCUGCUCAAUGAAGCUUAUGGCCUGACCACAGUAAAACCUGUGACAAUUCAGUGGCAAGAAAAAAGAGAACUGAACCAUAUUUCUCUUGCUCUCUUUUACCAAAUGAUUCAAUCGGACAGAUCAAUUUAAGUCUUCAAUCACGUUUAGGGUCCGGGAGUAUGAAGAGGAUUUUAAGGGUUUUAUGCUUUUUUGAACCCUAACUCUGGAAUCACAAACAUACGCCGUAACAUGCGCACACAACCACACUAACUGACAACAAUCUUUCUAGUUUGCACUGAUAUAGGAAUUCAAUCAUUUGCUGAAAAUGACAAUCACUAUGAUCACUAUUGUACAGACUAGCUGUUGCACUUUGUAAUCAUUGUCCAUUCUGACUUGUGACAACUUUUUCAUAAAGUAUGUGAUUUGAGCCAGCCAUUUUCAGAAACAGUUGAUACUGAUAAUGAAAGCACAAAAUACCAGACAGGUAGACCAGUUAGUUGAGGAUAUCACCUUUGUUAAGAAGAUGCAGAAGAAAUACAUGGUUUUGUAGGCCUGCUCUAUUGCUGCCUGUGACGUAAUAUGACCUCACAAAUUUAUCACUCAGGUGUUCGCUUGUCUUAUAGAAAUUCAUUCUUCACCCCUCCAUAGUUUAUCAUAAUAUUUCCUGCAGCGUUAUCCGUGACUAAAGUGUCCUUGAGAUAAGCAUCUAAGCCCACUUUGCUGCAGAGACUGUUCACAGUAUCUUACGGCAAACAAUCACGUUGAAUGAAACCCUCUACUAAGUGUAAUGUAGUAUGCAAUAUUCAAUCCCUGCAUGGGAGACCUCACCAGAAGGCCUCACCCGCAUUGCCAAAGAUUUAGUUAGGCCUAGUACAUGGAUGUCAAACUCUGGCCCAGGGGCCAAAUCUUGCCCACGUGGAUAAUUUAUUUGGACCACUAGAUCAUUUCAAAUGUGUAUUGCAGUUACCCCACAUACACCACUAAAGUAGGCUACAGUAUAGGCCCUAACAUGACUUGAAAAUGAAAUGUGGUAUGUCAUAGGAAUAUACUGUAAGCGGCCAAUGUAACGGCUCCCACUCAUACAAGAGACUAUGUUUAGGCACACUUAAUCUACCAUGUGUGAGUGUGUGUUAAAUGCACACACAAUUUUAACCCAUUAAAGAAAUUUGAGUGUGGCCUUAUGUCAGGAAAUGGCUCCCUCUAGUGACUUAAGUCAAUAACGACAUCUAUCCACUCAACAAUUAAAUCUCUUCCUGUUUACUUUGCCAUUAUGAGUGCCAGGCUUUUGCUGUGUGUUGAUGCUGAUCCUUUUACAUGUAAUGACAUUCUGUAGUAUCACCAACUGUGAACAUUUUAACGUGAAACCAAUAAGCAGCUCGCUACAUCGAUGUGACUUGUGAAUGUUAUUCUCUGUUUAAUAAUUUAUUUGUUAAUAACGGCAACAUUUGUUAUUAGAAAAUAAAACUGUCAAGAGACCAAAGUGGAGUGUUACAUUACA